AAGCAGCUUCGCCUCCACUACUGCUCUAGAACUAGCUCGUCAGACUUUGUUUUCCUUUUUUCAAACUCUGGAAAAAAGCAGCGAUCAGACACGCCCGAGUCAUGGCCGACGAGAAUGGGCGCGGGCGAGGGGACGGCGAGGGGGCCAGAGACAAGGGCAAGGGCAAGGGCAAGAGCAAGGACACGGACACGGACACGGGCAAGGGCCGACAGGCGGGCGGCGGGCUGCUCUCGAGCGUCGCGUCGGCGGGCGCUGGCGGCAUGCCGGGCGAGCUUGCGCGGAUGCUGGCCUCGCAGGGCAAGGCUUCCUCAGUGGGGUCAGGAGCAGGAGCAGCAGGGGCAUCAGGAGGCAUGGCGGGGGCAUACAUUGACGAUGCGAGGGCUGCCGCGGCGGGGGCCAUUUCCUCGCGCUCGUCGGCAUCCACGACGGGCUUCCGGUCCGCGCAAGAGGCUUCCUCGGGCGCGAGUGCGAGUGCGAGUGCAGGCGCGGGUGAGCGGUCGUACGCGGGCUUUGCUGCGCCGCCGGCCAUGGCGACGGCGGGGAGCGCGUUCCUUGGGCAGGCCGACGCCCACGUGGGGCCCUACUCGUCGGCGUCGGACCUCGAUGUGCACCUCCACGACUACGUCCGGCGCUCCUCGCAGCAGCAGCAGCAGCAGUGGGACGAUCACGGGAACGAGGCCGAGCUCGAGGGCGCCUGGCGCGAUGCAAGGCAGCCGCAGCAGCAGCGACGGCAGGGCUUUGACCCCAUGACAAUGCUUGACGUCGAGAGCGAGGACCAGCACGAGUUUGCGCAAGACGACUUUAUCGCUGCGCUCGAGCGCGAGGAGCGAGAGCUGCCGCCACAGGCACUGACACCGCUGCAGCAGUUGGGCCAGGGAGGACAACAGCAACAACGACAAGCUGGUGCAGAGGUAGGGACGACGACAGAAGCCCUCGGCAGCGUGCUUCCCGCCGGCGUGCCCCUCGUCGACCGCUGGACGGCCGACGGGCAGGGCAUCACGCGGGAGCAGUACGAGAUGCAUCGCCGGCUCCAUCUUGCCCAGCGUGGGGCUCUUUCCACCGGGACACAAGGCCAAAGCAACGACAGCAUAGACGAGGAGGCACAGCGGCGGGCAGACGAGGCCGUCAAGCCGCCCGACGACGACGAGGUGGCGCAGACGGGCGUGUAUGCACCCACCGUCGAGCUCGCCUUCUCGGCCAUCUGGGACGGCGAGGCAGAGGGCCAGCGCGCCCUCGAGCGUCUCCGUGCCGCCUCGGUCGAGGAGGCCCAUGCGCGCCAGCAAGAGGCGCGCUCGUCGUCGUCUACAUCACAGCCGUCAUCAUCGCACUUGCAGCGCGAAAAGGCCAGACGGCUCGCGGCGCGGCUGCGCGCAUGGGUCGCACGCGGUUCGUACGUCGACGACGUCUACGGCCUCCCGCCCGAGCUGGACAAGACACUGCGCGACGCCGAAGGGCCCGAAGAAGGAAUAGAAGAGGAGGAAGACGAGGGGGCCAAGGAGAAGCGCGCCAAGGCCAUCCGCAGGCUCGAGGCGCUCCAGCAGCACCUCGUCGGCGCCGCAGAGGGCGCCACGGGCACGCCGCGCGUAAGCCUCGACGACGUCGAGCGCUUUCUGCGCGAGCGGCGGUGAUUUGCAUUCAAUGUAGCAGUAGAAGAGACUCAUCCCAUAGACCUUGCGAUCGUGUCGCGGCGGCUGAAAAUGCCGCGACCGGCGGGAAGGGUAAAUGCAACGACGCUAAGAGAGAACGCGGUUCCUAGAUGAGCGCUGCAUGACUCGAUGGCUGUCUUUCUUCUCUGUUCUCCACGACGGCUGAUCCUCCAACAUGACGCAGCAGACACUCACGCCGCAGACCGCA
Molecule: messenger RNA, 1854 nt
Organism: Acaromyces ingoldii
Lineage: Eukaryota; Fungi; Basidiomycota; Exobasidiomycetes; Exobasidiales; Cryptobasidiaceae
Exons: 1
Coding region: 102-1628 (508 amino acids)
Source: RefSeq, a predicted model, not a curated record